Molecule: messenger RNA, 3360 nt
Organism: Lynx canadensis (Canada lynx)
Lineage: Eukaryota; Metazoa; Chordata; Mammalia; Carnivora; Felidae
Gene: SEPTIN6
Product: septin 6
Exons: 10
Coding region: 16-1350 (444 amino acids)
Biological process (GO): cilium assembly; cytoskeleton-dependent cytokinesis
Cellular component (GO): cell division site; microtubule cytoskeleton; septin complex
Molecular function (GO): GTPase activity; GTP binding; molecular adaptor activity
Source: RefSeq, a predicted model, not a curated record
UUUAAAUGAGACCAGAUGGAGGCAGAGGCAAAUUCAGGCUCCCUAGAGGACAGUUGGGCAUUCAUCCAGAGGCCUGGUGAAGGCUGCCGAACUGUCCCCCUGGCUGGACAUGUGGGGUUUGACAGCUUGCCCGACCAGCUGGUGAAUAAGUCAGUCAGCCAGGGUUUCUGCUUCAACAUCCUGUGCGUGGGAGAGACAGGGUUGGGCAAGUCGACCCUCAUGGACACCCUGUUCAACACCAAGUUUGAGGGGGAGCCAGCCACCCACACGCAGCCGGGUGUCCAGCUCCGGUCCAACACCUAUGACCUCCAAGAGAGCAACGUGGGGCUCAAGCUCACAAUUGUGAGCACAGUGGGCUUUGGGGACCAGAUCAACAAGGAAGACAGCUACAAGCCUAUCGUGGAAUUCAUCGACGCCCAGUUCGAGGCCUACCUGCAGGAAGAGCUGAAGAUCCGCAGGGUCCUGCACGCCUACCAUGACUCCCGAAUCCACGCCUGCUUGUACUUCAUCGCCCCCACGGGUCAUUCCCUGAAGUCUCUGGACCUCGUGACGAUGAAGAAGCUGGACAGUAAGGUGAACAUCAUCCCCAUCAUUGCCAAAUCAGAUGCCAUUUCUAAGAGUGAGCUAACGAAGUUCAAAAUCAAAAUCACCAGUGAACUUGUCAGCAACGGGGUUCAGAUCUACCAGUUCCCGACAGAUGACGAGUCUGUGGCAGAGAUCAAUGGAACCAUGAACGCGCACCUGCCGUUUGCUGUCAUCGGCAGCACAGAAGAACUCAAGAUAGGCAACAAGAUGAUGAAGGCACGGCAGUAUCCUUGGGGCACGGUGCAAGUUGAGAACGAGGCCCACUGCGACUUUGUGAAGCUGCGGGAGAUGCUGAUUCGGGUGAACAUGGAGGACCUCCGGGAGCAGACCCACAGCCGGCACUACGAGCUGUACCGCCGCUGCAAGCUGGAGGAGAUGGGCUUCCAGGACACCGACCCCGACAGCAAGCCCUUCAGCUUACAGGAGACGUAUGAGGCCAAAAGGAACGAGUUCCUAGGGGAGCUCCAGAAGAAAGAGGAAGAGAUGAGACAGAUGUUCGUCCAGAGAGUCAAAGAGAAGGAAGCUGAACUUAAAGAGGCGGAGAAAGAGCUGCAUGAGAAGUUUGACCGCCUGAAGAAGCUACACCAGGACGAGAAGAAGAAACUGGAGGAUAAGAAGAAAUCUCUGGACGAUGAAGUGAAUGCCUUCAAACAGAGAAAGACGGCGGCUGAGCUGCUCCAGUCGCAGGGCUCCCAGGCCGGAGGCUCCCAGACGCUGAAAAGGGACAAAGAGAAGAAAAAUAAUCCAUGGCUGUGUACUGAAUAGUAUCCCCUGCUACAGCUGGACUGGACUCCAUUUAGCCUUUUAAAGCCAAGGCUCCUAUUUUAACUGACAGCUUUCCUUUGGGGUGCCAGGCAGCAUCCCCCACCCCUGCCGUGUACUUCACUUUGAGCCCCAUUUCUUCUUUUGAGUUCUGCCUCCGAGUCCACUGGCACUGAUCAUGACCUUCUUUUGUAUAUCUUUUUUUUUUUUUUUUGAGGUUUUUUUUUUUUUUUUUCCUUAUCGCCUUUUUUUUCCUUCUUCAAAAACACACAGUUAAACCAGGCUAUGCCAAAUUUUCCGGGCUUUUUGCAGUGUUGAGAAUGGGGAGGGGGUUUCCUCUCUUCCAUGGUAGGAAGCGAAAAGUAGAAAAAACAAAAACACACACACACACACACACACACUUUACAUUUUCUUGCUGGCAGAACAAGCGCGCAGUUUUGCUGUGUAUUGUUUGGUGAGUCACUGAUUGGUUAGUGACCAGAGGCGAGUAUGAAAUAUAAGCUAGUUUCUUGAGAAACUAGAAAGGGCCUUUAGAAAGUCUCGUCGUGGAGCAUGUUUGGAGACCCCGUGCUUGGAGGUUCAAAACAGUAUAAAACACACAAAAACGUGGAUACUCAGCCAGUAGCUCAGAGAGAUGCUACGUUAAAGCUGUCAAGUCUCCUUGGGAAAGGCAUCUUAUUUGCAGCUUUGAUGUCUCCGUGUCCGGUUUUACGGCUAUUUCCCCGAGAACCUCAAACUUAACCAGUGGACCCCCAUUAUUCUGGGUUAUUAUUUGCAUUACAAGUAGGAGGCCCCCUCAUUUACAUUUGUUUACGGAUUAACUACCUGAGACCUGAGGAGUUCCGAAAACUUCAAAAGUAGUAGCCCACCCAGCCUUUGGGAGGACUUCAGGGACUAGGCAGAAAUUUCGCCUCGAGGGAGAAAUUUCGGUCCAUUAAACAGAUAAUGACCCGCUUCGCCCGCCCCUCCCCGGUAAGGGCAAUUGAGGCCCAGAGAGGUCCAGGGACUUGCCAGAUGUCCCAGUUGUGUUUCACAGCAGAAGCCAGGCGACAUUCAGUGUGUCCUGACUCCCGAUCCGUUUCACAACCGGAUUCAACCUGUUCCUAUAUGUUCCUGGAGACCCAGGUCUUUUGAUGUUCGGAGAAAAUGAAUAGUUAGCAUUACAGGGCCUUUGAAGGGUUUUUUCCCCCCCAGAGAAAAAUAUCUGAGGAUGGAGUGGGUAGGGGCGGGCAAAGCAGCGGACCAGGCCAGCUCCUGAACUGAGUGUUUCUGCUGACGGUGCCUGUUGGCUGGUCGGCUUUCCUGGAAGUCUGGAGUGGGGCCCAGGCCUGCGAAUGUUUACCAGGUGCCCUAGAUGAUCCUCGUAAUCAAGGAAGUUUGAUAAACAAAAAAUCUAACCUGGGAGUGAACAUGAGGCCUUUAGAAAGCCGAUUAAAAGGGUUAAAAUAGUUAUUUUAUUGGGUAGCUUUUCUCACUGUAGACAGAAAGGGGUUUCUUUUUUCCUUCUGCAGUGAAAAGGCUAUUAAAUUAGUACAAUGGUUAUUGUUUUUCUUAAGUACCUAAAUACUCCGUUAACUUCAGGUGAAACAAAACCAGUCAUUAGGAAUGGUCCGAGCUUUCCUGGAAAAUCCCCACAUGUGAUCACGAUCACGAUCACACAAACACACACGCGCACACACACACACACCUUCAUUUCUCUUAAGCCGAGAAGUUUGCUUUUCCUACCUGAGGUGCAGAUCACUUUUGGUUUUGGUUUUGGUUUUAAUCAUUUGGCAUUCACAUGUGGCUGUUUUUAAUUAAAACAAGAAGCUUUAAACUGGUGUGUGGUGUUCUUAAAAACCUUCUCGGCAGAUUUCCCAGUGUUUGCCGUCUAUCAGUGUCCCCAUCUCUAACCUGUCUUCUCCAAGUAUAAUCUCUGCUACCUCGCACUGCCCACUCCCCUUGCCUUGUCUUACUUUGGAUGCCCUUUUUCUUCGGCUAAUUUCGUGUUUUCUUUCUCUUUUCUCUCUCCCU